This is a messenger RNA of Myripristis murdjan (pinecone soldierfish), 6875 nucleotides long. It is a transcript of the gene atp11c, whose product is annotated as ATPase phospholipid transporting 11C (ATP11C blood group). Lineage: Eukaryota; Metazoa; Chordata; Actinopteri; Holocentriformes; Holocentridae. Gene Ontology annotation, biological process: phospholipid translocation. The transcript is spliced from 31 exons. Gene Ontology annotation, molecular function: ATP hydrolysis activity; magnesium ion binding; ATP binding. Bases 500 to 3952 code for a protein of 1150 amino acids. Gene Ontology annotation, cellular component: plasma membrane; recycling endosome; endoplasmic reticulum. The record is from RefSeq and is a predicted model, not a curated record.
AGUGGAAAUUGUUUGACAGGGAGGGGAGCGACCUGUGUGCAGGGAUUGGAAAUAGAAGUUACUUUUUUAGUGUAUCAGUCGCAGUUUUUUUUUUUUUUUUUUCUGAGCGGCCGGGUAGGUAGAGUGACUCGCAUGUGACAAAUGAUUUUUACGAGUCUCAGCAACAGGCAUAGUACAAAAUGUCACGGACUGUUUCAGCCUUGAGCACAGGGAAGCGCGACUAACGUCCACUGCAACGCGAAAAAUAUUCAGCGGGGAGAGAAUGCGAAUGGUGCGAAGAGACCGAAACCAAACAAAAUGGGAACGAUGUAGCGUCGCUGCGGCAUUCCAUAUAGCUAGAACUAACGCUAGAGUAGAAAAUAGAUAGCCAAGGAGCUAGCAAGUUAACUAAUAUACAUGCAAAGUUAUUCCCCGGAGACGCUGAAACGCAGCCUGUAGGUGGCUUUUGAAACAGAAGAGUUCGCCAGUAUUGAGAAAUCAGAGGAUCGGCAACUGGAAGAUGCUACGUAGAAGACUGAACCGCUUGCUUGGUGGUGAUGAGAGACGGGUUGACAGUAGGACUAUCUAUGUUGGUCACCGGCCAUGCCCUGCCACUGAGGCUUUUAUCCCACCCAAGUUCUGUGAUAACAGGAUUGUGUCCUCAAAGUAUACAGUGUGGAACUUUCUGCCAAAGAAUCUGUUCGAACAGUUUAGGAGAAUUGCCAAUUUCUACUUCCUUAUCAUCUUCCUGGUGCAGGUGAUAGUGGACACCCCCACCAGCCCAGUCACCAGUGGCCUACCUUUAUUUUUUGUGAUCACAGUAACAGCUAUCAAGCAGGGCUAUGAGGACUGGCUGCGGCACAAAGCAGACAAUGAGGUGAAUAAGUACCUGGUGACUGUGCUAGAAAAUGGACAGAAAAUACGGACAGAGAGCGAGAAGAUCAAGGUUGGAGAUGUGGUUGAGGUGAAGGAAGACGAGACCUUUCCCUGUGAUUUGAUUCUGCUGCAAUCUAGUCGGGAUGACGACACCUGCUUUGUGACCACAGCCAGUCUGGAUGGAGAGUCCAACCAUAAAACACACUACACAGUGCCAGACACAGAGAAGGAUCUGGAAUCUCUCAACGCCACCAUCGAGUGUGAGCAGCCGCAGCCUGACCUCUACAAGUUUGUUGGCCGUAUGCACAUAUACAAGAAAGAUCAGGAGCCUGCAGUGAGGUCUUUAGGUCCAGAGAACCUGCUCCUGAAAGGGGCUACUUUGAAGAACACCCAGAAAAUCUGUGGUGUUGCAGUUUACACCGGCAUGGAGACAAAAAUGGCUCUCAACUACCAGGGCAAGUCUCAGAAGCGGUCUGCUGUGGAAAAAUCCAUCAAUGCCUUCCUUCUGGUUUACCUAUGCAUCUUGGUGAGCAAAGCCCUGGUGUGCACUACGCUCAAGUAUGUGUGGCAGAGUGAGCCUGGACAGGAUGAGCCUUGGUAUAACCAGAAGACCCAAAGAGAGAAGGACACCAAUCUGUACCUGAAGAUGUUCACUGACUUCCUGUCCUUCAUGGUGCUCUUCAACUUCAUCAUCCCAGUGUCCAUGUAUGUGACGGUGGAGAUGCAGAAGUUCCUGGGCUCCUUCUUCAUCACCUGGGAUAAGGACUUUUUUGACCCUGAGAUCCAGGAGGGGGCUUUGGUCAACACUUCGGAUCUCAACGAGGAGCUGGGACAGGUGGAGUAUGUCUUCACCGACAAGACAGGUACUCUCACUCAGAACAACAUGGAGUUCAUCGAGUGCUGCAUCGACGGCUUCCAGUACAAGUACCGGGAUGCAGGCUCAGAGCUGGAUGGAUUCUGUGUCACAGAUGGGCCUGUGAGCAAGCUGCAGCAGAAAGCUGGCAGGGAGAAGGAGGAGCUGUUUCUGCGGGCCCUGUGUCUGUGCCACACGGUGCAGGUGAAAGAGUCCCCAGGCCCGGGACAGGGUCAAGCGGAUGGGCUGAUGGACCAGGUGGAUGGCUUGGGGUUGGGUGGAGAGGUGCUUCGACCAGAGGAGCAGAGAGGUUUUAUAGCGUCUUCACCUGAUGAGGUGGCUCUGGUCAAGGGUGCCAUGAGGUAUGGCUUCACGUUCCUGGGCCUGGAGAGCAAGAACAUGAAAAUUCUGAACAGGAACAAUGAUGUUGAAAUGUAUGAGCUGCUUCAUGUGUUGAACUUUGACCCAGUGCGAAGACGAAUGAGUGUAAUUGUCAGAUCCAAAUCAGGUGAUACACUGCUCUUCUGUAAAGGGGCAGAUUCUUCCAUCUUCCCCCGUGUCAGACCGGAGGAAGUGGACAGGAUACGCAUGCACGUUGAACGUAACGCUACGGAAGGCUACCGGACACUGUGUGUGGCCUACAAGCAGCUUAGUGCAGAAGAGUAUGCACAAGCAGACGCAGGGCUGAGGGAAGCCAGGCUCGCCCUGCAGGACAGAGAGGAGAAGCUCAUGGCUGUUUACAACCAGGUGGAGACAGGCAUGAGCCUAAUAGGAGCUACGGCUGUGGAAGAUAGGCUUCAGGAGGAGGCAGCAGAGACCAUGGAGGCUCUGCAGGGAGCAGGCAUGAAGGUAUGGGUGCUGACAGGGGACAAGAUGGAGACGGCCAAGUCCACCUGCUAUGCAUGUAGGCUGUUUCAGAGAAACACAGAGCUAUUAGAGCUAACAGUGCGCACCCUGGAGGAUGGAGGGAGGAAACGGGAAGAGCGACUGCACGAGCUCCUGCUUGAUUACCAUAAGAAAGCUGUACAGGAUGCACCACCAGUCAAGGCAGGUGUUACCAGGAGCUGGUCUACAGCCAACCAGGACUAUGGUUUUAUCAUAGAUGGAGCCACUCUGUCCAUGGUGCUCAACUCCUCCCAUGAUUCCAACUCUAGUCGCUACAAGAGUCUGUUCCUGCAGAUUUGUCAGAACUGCACUGCUGUGCUCUGCUGCCGAAUGGCACCUCUACAAAAGGCACAGAUAGUGAAAAUGGUGAAGAAUUCUAAAGGUGGCCCCAUCACCCUUUCCAUCGGAGAUGGAGCCAACGAUGUCAGCAUGAUUUUGGAAGCUCAUGUUGGCAUUGGUAUUAAGGGUAAAGAGGGCCGGCAGGCGGUGAGGAACAGUGAUUACGCCAUCCCCAAACUCAAGCACCUCAAGAAGCUCUUGCUGGCACAUGGGCAUCUCUACUAUGUUCGCAUUGCUCACUUGGUGCAAUAUUUCUUUUACAAGAACCUUUGCUUCAUCUUACCCCAGUUCUUGUACCAGUUUUUCUGUGGCUAUUCACAGCAACCCCUCUACGAUGCAGCCUAUCUGACGAUGUACAACAUCUGCUUCACCUCUAUGCCCAUCCUGGCCUACAGCCUUUUGGAGCAGCACAUCUGCAUUGAGGUUCUGUUGGACAAUGCUACCCUCUACAGGGAAAUUGCCAAAAAUGCCAUGUUGCGGUGGCGACCCUUCUUCUACUGGACUGUACUGGGGGUUUUCCAUGGCUUGCUCUUCUUCUUUGGUGUCCGAUACCUGUUUAGUAACCCGGCAUUGCAAGAUAAUGGCCAGGUGUUUGGAAAUUGGUCCUAUGGAACGAUAGUCUUCACUGUCCUCGUCUUCACUGUUACGCUAAAGCUCGCUCUGGAUACAAGGCACUGGACUUGGAUCAACCACUUUGUCAUCUGGGGCUCCCUGGCCUUCUAUGUGUUUUUCAGCUUCUUCUGGGGAGGCAUCAUAUGGCCCUUCCUGAGGCAGCAGCGUUUGUAUUUUGUGUUUGCCAACAUGCUGAGCUCUGUGUCAGCCUGGCUGGUCAUCAUCUUGCUCAUCCUGCUCAGCCUACUGCCUGACAUCCUGCUAGUGGUGUUCCGCAAGCCCCGCGGGCCCAAUGCAAGACAGAAGAAGCCUGUUGAGUCGAGCAUGGGGGGCCCCCAGUCUCCCCGGUCUUCAGCCAGGCCCCUGCUCAUGAGAACCUUUUCAGAUGAGUCCAAUACUGUCAUUUAAACAGCUGUCAGAGGACUCCCUCCUACAGACAUCCAGAUCGCAGCUGUCACACCACUGUCCUACAAGCACCUGAAGGAGCGCGAGUGAAGGGCAGUAAGGAGUGACAACAACAUUGGUAUCUGCCUCUUUCAGGAUCCCAUACCAGUCAGGCCACAGCCCGCCAUAUUGCCUGAUCUAAGUUGAAGAGGAGGAAAAAGAGCAACAAAAAUGAUCAGAAGAAAAAGAGAGAGCAACUGACUGAGGGGAGGGGGUGAAAAGGGGUCUAGCAGUCUUUUGUCUUGCUGGUGCUGUGUCUCCCUGCUCCGUCCUUCUCUGCCCCCUCCUCAGCACGCCUGCAGAGCAGUGCACUGCAUUACUGGCCCAUGCAGCACAGGCACAUUUGUACCACAUUUUUUAAACUUAACUACUCAGAUGAGAGGCAUGAAUUUUCUGCAGUUUUCUUUCUUUUCCUUCUGUUGUUGUUUUUUAAUACUAGCUUAAAAAUGAAUGCAUACACGGCUGCCUUGUCAGUAGCUCUACCGACUGCUGUGGUUCAACAUGCAGUUGCAAGAUUCACUGUCCUAGAAUGGGUGAUGUGCAUGAAAGGAGGCUCAAAAGAAUGCCACAUUCCACUAAUGGUCAUGUUCAUAUUUUGAAAAGUUUAUAAGACAUGUUGGUCCCACUGUUCCAAUUUCAACAGUUAUUACAUUUUCAAAGGUUAUUCUACUAUGGACGGUUGUUACAGUUUUAAACAGGUAUUGCACUCCACAGGUCCAAAACAUUGUUUAAUAACAUUGAAAAGUUCCUGUAUGUGAAAUCAGAGACUGUUAAAUUAGUCAUCUGUUUUCUGGCCUGUUAAUGUGACUGAUUUUUUUUUUUUUUCCAAUUAUGUUUUUAUAAAAGAACUACAUUCUGCAUAACUGAGGUGGCAGAGGAUUUAAUUACAGCCAUUUUGCCAUUCAACCCAAAAAGUGUGUAUGUUUGAGUGUCUGUGACCGAGUGAAAGACUAGAGAUCUUAAUCAUAUUCUGGCAAUGAAAAAUGUCUGCCAGCGUUGCUUAGAGCAUGACCUGAAUCUUCGACCUCAGUGAUAACUUAAAGAGAUCCCAAUAAAGAUGAGAAAAUUAAUAUAUGUGCUGUACUGUAUAUAGCUUAGAGAUGUAUGAUAGCCUCUGCUCAAAGCCAAAAACAUGUCUGAAACAGAGAGCGCCCAAUACUGUCCAAACAAGUGUGAGCUCAAAGUGACGAGUUUGUGUGUGUGUAUGUGUGUGUGCGUGUGUUACAUAAAUGUGCACAGCUGUACUGGAUGAGAAUAGCCAGAAACAUACCUGUGUCUAGUGAACAACAGGAUUACUUGAACCUUGUAGAUGUAGUAUGGUAGACAUUACCUGCACUAUAAAGGAAAGUGGCUCGUUCCUUGGAUGCACGGUCACAAAGGCACAUUGACAUAUGCCUGAGCACACAUAUGCACAUAUCACAUAGACCAUAAUACACAUGUACACACAGAAUGACCACACACACAUUGUACACAAGUAAAUGCACACAUGCACUAAAGCCUGAAUUGGGUAUUUUUGUUUAUGACCCAUUUGUUAUGUAGUUUGCAUUAUUUAUCUCAGUUGGGCUGAGGUUUGGGGGGUAACAAAACCAACUUCAGCCCUUUUUCUGUCACAUCACCAUAGUUAAUGCCACUGUGAGGCUCUCCUUUCCACCUCCCUACCUUUCUGUUUUGGUCAUCUGAUUCUCUAAGCUGGUGGCUAACAGGAUGGAGUGAGUGGGCUGUUGCGCCUUUUCUGUCCCUUCCUUUAACUUCAAGUGUGUAGCGCUUCAUACAUUCCAUUUAUACAUGCCAUGAUUUGAAACACUUUUAGAUAUUGUAUCGAAAGAUUUCUUUUUUUUUUCUGUCUUUUUUUUUUUUCAAACAUGUAAUGUCUUUGGCAUAUUUAUUAAGUGUAAUUUUACUCACAAAUAUUAUAUUUUUAUGACAUGGAACUUUUUUAUUGUGGAGAGUGAUCAGCUUUGUGCCAGUUAUGUUUGCCUGUGUUACUCCAGCUCUGAGAUAAGCCUGUGCCAAUCCAUUUGAUAGCCUUUGUCAUACAUGCAAAGAUGGGCAGCCCCCCCAAUUAACUUCUCAACGGUAACCACUCCUUUCACCAUCCCAGGUGAUACGACUUUGUCAGAAGGACUUUUUGCCACAAAUCUUUGACUUUUUGUGUAACAAUCAUCAGCUGCUAUGGAGGCUUAAAAUAGAGCAAACAUAUCUGUCAAUGAUUAUUUCAUUGUUAUUUUUUUUUCUGUACUUUUUGAAACGUGUUCAAACCAUAACUCCAUCCUUACUGUGGUACUCUUUAUUGUAUUUGACCACAUUGACUGUAACUUUAACUAUCAUAAUACUGAGUUUCUCUUGCCUGGCACAUGCAGUCAAAGAUGCAAAACUUUCAUGCCAAAUGGAGAUGUGAAAAUGUGAUGAACAUUCAUGUGUGUGUGUGUGUGUGCUUGAAUUAUGGAAGAAGAAGGUUCUUCUGGCAUCCAUUUGAGCAUCAUUUUGUUCUGUUUUCUGAAAUUGUUUGUUUUCUGAACAGUUAUUGAUGCCAGAUGUUAGGAGAAGGAGAUUAAACUGUCCUUUUACACUGUGGCAUGAGCGUGCCACCUCCAGACUGCACUGUGCCAGGGAUAUGGAGGAGGACACAUUGAGAGGGGCUGCCUGCUUUGUUGAAAACAAACCUUUAAAUAACAUCAGAGAUGCUAUUUUCAAAGCUUAAAUCAUUCUUGGAUUCUAAUGUUUUGCCUGUCUAAAUGAAAACUAUAAAAGAAUGGAUUGUAUUUUUAAUGCAACAUUUUUCCAGCCACUUUUGUAAGAAAACAAAACGUCCAAAAAAAAAAAAAAAAAAAAAAAGCACGAGAGGCUCUGUGGAUAUGGAGACUGGCCCUGUCUGUGAGGGGUUGAA